Phytophthora infestans T30-4 is the source of this 2088-nucleotide messenger RNA. RefSeq lists its product as hypothetical. Bases 1 to 2088 code for a protein of 695 amino acids. The transcript has 4 exons. Lineage: Eukaryota; Oomycota; Peronosporomycetes; Peronosporales; Peronosporaceae. The record is from RefSeq and is a predicted model, not a curated record.
AUGAAAGAUUUUGUUGCAGAUGAAGGUAUUGCAGUAACAGAAAACUACCCCGGACGCAGACUUUCAGCCAAUAUCCUCAGCUUAUUCAGAGCUGUGGACAAGAAAGGCUUACGCGGGUUUCUAGAAGGAGGCGUGCUUAAACAAUCUUCACCACUGACAUGUGCUGUGCAAUGCGACACCGACCCACUGUGUCUGUCGUUCGACUUUGAGACUAUCACUCACGAUUGCUACAUCUCUCACACGGAUCGGUAUGCGCAUCCAGAGGCGUUUCUUGACUUCCCGACUGGAGUUUACUUUGAAUGGCAGGGAGUUGUGGACACUCCAGAGAUCGAGCCGAACGGAGGUCAAUUCAAUACUCAGGUGGUGGUGCGUCUUCUAACCGCAAAACUGGGUGCAGCGAUCCACUAUCGUAUCGUUCCUUCUACUCAACUGGCAACUACAAAUCUCACUGCUGCUGGUUUGUUUGGGUCUGGUAAAAACUUCAGUAUUGCUGCUAGUGGAGACGUUAUCACACUCCCCACUUACUCUUGCAAGAUUUUCGCGGUUGCCGUGAAAGAAGGAAUGAACGACAGUGUCGUGGUAAUCUCCAAUGAGUUUAAAAUCUUUCCAUCCAAAUACGUCUACCUGGUGCCAUAUUUCAAUAGUAAUUUCCAUGGUCGUGUGACUCGAAUCGAGCUUGGUCUCAAGGGUAAGAAAAGACCUCGGCCAGCUCGAUUUCUCGAGUUUAGCGACUAUGAAACACCCAACGGCAUUGGUCCUUACAACAACCAAGUAGCUGUCAUCGACUUGGCGACUCUGGAUCCCUCCUUCAAAGGUUUCUGUGGUGGCUUUACUGCUUUCUCAAAUGUUUCUUUCGUGAAUGAAACUUUUCUCGUUCCAGCUGCGGAUGACCCCAACUACAAAACGACAGCUUGGAAAGUCAUCUUGAAAGCUCAGUAUACAGCCUCACCGACACAUUUAGGCUUCGGGAAACCCGCAGAAAUGGAACAAGCUGUCGAGUAUUUGUAUUUGAUACCGUAUAACAAUGGAACAGCGUACGCAUCCAAGGUACUUCGCAUUAUGGCUCUCACAUUUUCGUCAAAAGCGCCGAUAGUGGAGAUACUGGACUUGAGCGCCGUGGAUAAAAGUCUCAAGGGGUUUGGGUCAGCUUUCACUUACGGCUCCUACGGAUAUUUAGUUCCUCGGAAGAAUGAAAACGGACUUUUCGGAAAGUUAGCACGCUUUCGAACUGACAUUUUUACACCAUCGAGCGUCGAGGUGCUGGAUUUGGCAGCUGUCAACUCGCAUUAUGUGGGGUUUAGCGGCGCAAUUACCUGGGACGAACGAACGAUGAACUUGCGGGAGUUCCCCGCUUCCAACUCCGGAUUAGUUGUUCGUGUGAAUCUGAACACUUUUCGUGUUUCCGGAAGCCUCGACCUUGCAUUAUUUCACCCCGAUUUAUGCGGAUUUAGCGGUGCAGUCACAGUCACCCACUUCGCUUACUUCGUGCCGUACAUGCGGGUACGACAGCCCGACUCGGAGGAAGUGAACCCGUAUUCUGGUUUGGUGGCUCGGGUCGAUUUGCGUGACUUCACUUCGGUACAGUUCCUUGAUCUGACCAUUGUCGAUACUGGCUUACGAGGGUUCAUGAGGGGGUUUGCUUAUCGGCAAUACGUCUUUCUCGUGCCUCAUCGCUGGAAAUUCUUCGACCCGAAGGGGCCUACGCAAUCUGGCAAAGUCGCACGAAUUGACACGAAUGAUUUCACACCGAGUGGAAUUUCUUUUCUGGAUUUGACUGCAGCAUUGCGAAGUCAGGUCCCUGAUUUCGCCGACAGCGAUUUACGUGGAUUCAAUGGGGGUGUAGUAUCCGGAAAAUAUGGCUUCUUCGUACCCUAUUUCAAUGGAGCGACAUUUUCAGGAAAGGUGUGUAGAAUCAAUCUCGACAAAUUUGAUGAAGUGCAGACGCUAGAUUUGACACAACUCGACAGCAAACUCCGUGGAUUCAGCGAUGGAAUAUUAUCAAAAGUACAAGAAACGCUCGAGACAAACCUCUUCGAUGAGUUCCAGAUUCGUGUAGGAACGACGGAUCCUUAUGACUACACUUACUAA